AGUUAUGUGAUGGGAAUCAAGACGACAGCAUAUUUACCACGUCAUGUGAUCCAUUACACACCCAAGGAGGUCCAGUCACGUGAGUUAGAACUAAGAAGAUGCGUGAAGCUUUAAAUGGCCUUAUUGAGCAGAUCUGGGUUGAAAACAACAUACAACAAGCAAAUCAAAGCUUGGAUGAUUAUCAAGCCAUGAUAAACAUCAUUCAGGUUUAAGAGAAGCUUAAUUGAGAUUGUUUUUUUAGGGUAUGUUGUUUCACCUGAUGGAAUCGCAGUAGAUGAAGAAAAGGUUAAGGCUAUUAAAGGAAUGGCCGACACCUAAACAUAUUUCUGAGGUACGGAGUUUUCAUGGCUUGGCGAGUUGCUACUGGAGAUUCAUCAAGUAUUUCAGCACAAUUGCAGCACCAUUGACUGAAAUUGUGAAAAAAAGUGUUGGAUUUAAGUGGGAAAGUGAACAGGAGAAUGCUUUCAAUUUAAUUAAGGAAAAUUUAAUUUCUGCACCGUUACUUGCUCUACCUGAUUUUACUAAAACUUUUGAAAUUGAAUGUGAUGCAUCAGGUAUUGGCAUUGGUACUGUUUUGAUGCAAGAGCGACGACCUAUUGCAUUUUUCAGUGAAAAAUUGAUUGGUGCAGCACUUAACUAUCCUACUUAUGAGAAGGAGAUGUAUGCAUUGGUAAGAGCUUUAGAGACAUGGCAGCAUUAUCUUUGGCCUAAGGAGUUCAUGAUACAUACUGAUCAUGAGUCGUUGAAGCACCUGAAGGGACAAGAUAAGUUGAAUAGACGACAUUUUAAGUGGGUGGAAUUCCUUGAGACGUUUCCCUAUGUGAUCAAGUACAAGCAAGGAAAGGAAAACAUUGUGGCUGAUGCAUUAUCUCGUAGGUGCACACUUAUCUCUACCCUAAGUGCAAAGUUAUUAGGUUUUGAGCACAUUAAAGAAUUAUAUGCUAAUGAUCCAGAUUUUGCUAACGUGUUUAAUGCAUAUGAGAAGAUUGCUUUUGACAAGUUUUAUAGGCAUGAAGGGUACUUGUUUAGAGAAAAUCGACUAUGCGUGCCUAACUUUUCCUUAAGAGAAUUGUUGGUAAGGGAAUCUCAUGCAGGAGGCUUAAUGGGACAUUUUGGAGUUAGAAAAACUUUAGAUAUUCUGAAUGAUCACUUCUUUUGGCCACACAUGAAACAUGAUGUUGAAAGGAUCUGUGAAAGGUGCAUAACAUGGAAACAUGCAAAAUCUAGAGUUUUACCACAUGGUUUGUAUACUCCUUUACCCAUACCUACUGAACCUUGGGUUGAUGUAUCUAUGGAUUUUGUUUUGGGCUUACCAAGGUCAAAAAGAGGCCACAAUUCUAUUUUUGUUGUUGUUGACAGGUUCUCGAAGAUGGCACACUUCAUUCCAUGUCAUAAAACUAACGAUGCAACCAAUAUUGCGGAUCUAUUCUUCAAGGACGUUGUUCGUUUACAUGGCAUUCCAAGGACUAUCAUUUCUGAUCGCGAUGUCAAGUUCUUGAGUUACUUUUGGAAGACAUUGUGGGGAAAGCUAGGAUUACCAUAAUUUUACUUACCUCGCCUUGUCGGUAUACAAUAAGUAAGAAUUUCAAGG
Rubroshorea leprosula is the source of this 1591-nucleotide messenger RNA. The record is from the annotation of a GenBank genome assembly. Lineage: Eukaryota; Viridiplantae; Streptophyta; Magnoliopsida; Malvales; Dipterocarpaceae.